UGAUUUUCGGCCAAGCCACCAAGGCCUGUUUUCCAAAUUCUCACCUGACUCGUCAGAAUUUGUCGUCCUGGUCCUGGAAGUAUGAUAGUGCUCCAAGUAUUGUGAUGUUCAUCAUUUUCAGAUGGAUCUGCGGAUUCACCGGCAGAUCCUACCCGCACCCCGAUGCUCUGAUCUGUACGAGUGAUGCGGGUAAGCCUUCAGACAGUAACAACGGCGGAUGAGGUACGUGUACCACCCAGGUGCACCCAUGUCACACCCUAUCCUCCACCCUCUGUAAAUAACUGGCGAGCUCGUUCUGAGAAUACUCGGUUCUUCGGGGAUCCAUGGUUAUCGCACUCCUCCUCUCUGAUGCUAACAAGCCCCUACGCUACGCAGACCUUAAUCGUGUAGCCCUUCAGUGUCUUUAUGCAGCGCACUCGAUGUGGAAAGCCCUUUCUAUUCUCCAAUCCGCAAUCUCAUGUAGGGAACUGGAAACACCCUCGUCCACACUACCAUCUCGGCUUCUAUCUGCCUUCGACGCGCACGUUGGUGACUGUUCAUGCCAUACGCGAGCGCAGAUGCUCUGGGAGCUUGUCCAAUUAUACAAUAUGCCAGAGAAGAAAGAUGCCCUCGAUCACGCAAUCACAAUGCUGCAAGAACUCAGGAUUCAGGCCGCAUUGUUGCUUCAGGAGAUCGAGCAAAGUUACGGGAAACCGCGCAUUCCUACGCUCGACGCACUCAGAACUCACUUGAGUGUAUGGCAACGUAUUGGCUUCACACGUUUUUUAAAUCUUUUCUCUGGGCCCUCUGACUCUCCACCUGGAACUGGCGUAUUACAGACUACCGCUGCUGAAGAUGUGCUUGAUAUUUCAACGCCUCCAUCAGAUUCUUCAUACAAACGCUACCAAAUCACAGUUGAACCAGAAUGGAAUACCGACAACCUUUUCCUCGUUGCACGUUUCUUGACUCUCUGUCUUCUGCUGUCUGAAUGCAAGAUAGCUAAAAUAAAAUCCGGUCCUCCUAUACGCGUAAUCGUUCGCGUCGAUCUUCAAUUAAUGUAUGCAAACAUCGGACGAGAGCUGGAAGUUUUGGGCCUAGUGUCAGCACAGAGGAAUUCGAGGUCUUGUGAUGGCAAGGUGAAGUUGAGCGCACAAUGCGAUGCUAUGCAGGGCUACGUAUCCGUUGUUACGACGGAUUGGGUGAAGAAAGCGGUCCUUAGAUUGGGGCUUCUCGACUUUCACCAGAGUUUGUCCGAGGGAUUGAUAGUCGCAAAUAGUCGCCAUAUUUCGUGCGUUUCGACGUAUGCAUCCACAUUGCUUGUACGUGCGCUGUGGUUCACAUUUAACACGCCUUUAUUGGUCGUGAUUCAGCGGUUCUGUUCGCAUGGCGAAUUUCAUAAUAUCUAUUGCCGUAUCACCAGGAAUCCCACAUCCCCAGCCCCCUCUUUCUACGAGAUGGGAGAACCCGAUUGGUUCGACGUUACACUUGUUUCCGAUGAAGACAUCGUCACAGCAUCGUGGUCCAUACUACCGCACAACAUCAUGAUAUGCAUGUCAGGAGAAGGCACGAUUGAUGACUUCCGCCGUCUUCUCCUCGAUAGCAAUCAAGGGAACUCGCUUCUCAGUCAACCUCAUAAUGGGACAUGCCAAGAAAUUGUUGACUAUAUCAGCAAACUAAAAGAGCUCAACUUCGCUCGCUUUAUGGCGCACUGCUCUGCGCACCAUGAUCAGUUUCCGUUCACUUUGCCGGAUGAUGAGGAUGCGUUGGAGAGGGUAUCUGACCUGAUCCAGAAAGGGCUGGGAAAGAGAGCUAGUGACACCUUUAAGGAGGCCAGGGAUGGGGCUGAUGACUUUGGAACAGGGAAAUCUAUGAACAUGUUCACGAUCGAACACUUGGUUGUGGAGUUUCCGGGUAUGAUAUUGAAAGAGCUGCAGAGGAAGCCUACCGUUUAUGGUUGUAAACUUGAAUCUUCAUAAGCUCGCAUCAGCAAAUUGUACUAGUAUCUUGCCGCAUCAGUAGAACAAUAUGCGCUGUACAGAACUGGACAGAACCGGACUGCAUGAGUUCUCGGGCGGUGCUGCACAGGACUCAUAUGAUUUGUAAUCACACUUCUACGUAUACCAUUGUACUAUGUAUC
This is a messenger RNA of Suillus bovinus, 2116 nucleotides long. RefSeq lists its product as uncharacterized. The record is from RefSeq and is a predicted model, not a curated record. The coding region runs from base 324 to 1955 and encodes 543 amino acids. The transcript is spliced from 4 exons. Lineage: Eukaryota; Fungi; Basidiomycota; Agaricomycetes; Boletales; Suillaceae.